Messenger RNA from Tarenaya hassleriana, 1825 nucleotides. Its product is annotated as nuclear pore complex protein NUP58. Gene Ontology annotation, biological process: nucleocytoplasmic transport. Gene Ontology annotation, cellular component: nuclear pore. The coding region runs from base 90 to 1583 and encodes 497 amino acids. The transcript is spliced from 7 exons. Lineage: Eukaryota; Viridiplantae; Streptophyta; Magnoliopsida; Brassicales; Cleomaceae. Gene Ontology annotation, molecular function: structural constituent of nuclear pore. The record is from RefSeq and is a predicted model, not a curated record.
CUCUCUCUCUCGGGUUUUAACGAGGGCUUUUGGAAUCUGUUCCUCCGCUCCAAAACCCUAGAUUCAAUUUCUCAAUCCGAAACCGAGCAAUGUCGUUCUCUUUAUUCUCUAUCCCACAGCAGCAGCAGCAGCAGAUGCAGACGCCACAAACGCUGUUCCAGACGCAGCCGCAGGCGUUUCAGCAGCAGAGCACUCCCUUCUUCUCGCAACCGCAAUUCCCGCAGCAAACGCCGACAUUUCAGCAGCAGCAGCAGCAGCAGCAGCAGCGGCCGCAGCAGCAACCGCAGUUGUACCUGUUCACGAACGAUAAGGCGCUGGCGAAUUACAGCACCAAAUGGGCCGAUCUUCAUCCGGAUUCUCAAAAGCUCCUGCUCAAGAUUGAAGAGAGGAUACUGGGGUAUAGAGAUGAAAGCCAGAGGUUAGAUCAGUGUAGUCGCCUUUACGAUUCCUCUGUCUCAAAUGAAGUGUUCGAGCUUGAUGCAAGCCGCAUUGUUCAGGAGCUUGGUGGGAUAAGUACUGCCAUGGACCGGCAGAAAGUCGUUCUGCAAGAGCUUAUGGUUGUUGCUAAAGAUAUGCUACGUAAUGCUGAAAUCGCCGUCCGUUCUUUUAUGAUGCUACGGCCGAGAUUUCUUCACUCUAAACAAGGAAGUGGAGUAUCUUCCGGUCAACCAUCUCAAACCCCGGGAGGAGCAAUUCCGACCGCAGUUUCUUCGGGUCAACCUGCAGCUACUUCCUUAGUUCCCGUUGCCGAUUUUUACCGUGGGAUUCCAAAGAAACCAUCCCCUUUUAUACAGCAAACUGUUGUAAGGUUUGAGAAGUAUCUGGGCGAGUGCCGACAAUGGAUCGAAGAGUUGGAACAACUGCUUGCCUUGGAUUCAGACAAGAACACUAGACAUGCUUCCCUUUUAGAAGCUCUUCCUAAAGUCAUGUCUAAUGUGCACGAUUUCUUUGUUCAUGUCGCAGCCAAGGUGGAGAAUAUUCAUCAGUACAUUGAAUCAAUGAGAACUGCAUACCUUGCUGACCAGCGACGGAGGGGAGAAUGUAAUGAUCCGUUCCUCGAGGCUGAUCGAAGGGAAACAGCGAAACAAGAAGCUGCUGCUAAAAGGGUGCACCCGACUCUGCAUCUACCUGCCAGUACACAACCCUCGACUCAGGUUGCGGGGCUGUUUGCCAGCUCAGCGACUCCGGGGGCUUCAAAUGCACCACAGGCAUCGGCACCCGCUCUGAUGCCAGCGGCAGUGGCAGCUUCUUCUUCGGGAGGUGGCUUUUCUCUUUUCACCACACCUUCCUCUGCUCCGUCCUCUUCUCUAUUUGCAACGCCAUCUUCUGUUGCUCCUACCUCCUCUUUGUUCGGAUCAUCCAAUGCUUCCUCUCAGCCAUCGCUUUUCGGUUCAGCAUCAUCUACUCUGUUUGGACCGACCUCAACCCCAUCUUUGUUCGGCGGUUCAACUCCGUCCCUUGGCGUUACACCUUCCCCGGGAUUCGCAACACCAUUUGGUACUGGUGCUCCAAUGGGUUCGGGGGCCAGCUUUGGCACUGUAUCGAAAUCUUCGAGGCCAAAAUCUCGAACAGCACGUCGUUAACCAUGGAAUAACGCUCUUUCACCAAACUGCGUCCCAUCUCAUGUUUCAGAGCAAGCAACGGAGGACUAACUUGUCGGUUUAUGACAGUGAUGGAACUGUAAGUUACAAGAGCUUGUAAUCAUACACAGUGAAACCGAUUAGGGCUUUAUGCAUGUUUUAUCUGCAACCUUUUAUUGUCUGUAAUUCAUUACAUCAAACCCUUCUUCCAUAUAUAUAUAUAUAGAGAUCUUGAUUAUGCAUCA